CGUCUUUGUUGCAUGUCGCAUUUGAAGAGCCGUAUCGAGUUUCCCUUUUUCCGACAGCAGAUGGCACAGCGCGAGUUUCUCUCGGACAUCGCGAAACAGAACGUGGGGUGGGGAUUUCGUGCCGAGGCGGUGCGGUUAAGGGGGGAAAGUCGAGACGAGGUGUCUUUAUUGUGGUUCACCUCGCUUGGGCUUGCUUGUGUAUAUGAAGGGGUUUUAGAAGUUGAAGCUGUUUUGGGUGGAUUUAUGAGAUGAUAUGUUCAUUUAUUCUGUUCUUUUGGGGAAUGAUUGAAGAGGUAGGUGCUGCCGGAUCCUUAAGCACGUCGUCAAGACACUUUCUUCUCAUCGAAGUUGAGGACCUCAUCGUGAGAAGUCAUGUCAACCUUGAGGCAAAAGUCAGUCACAAAGAUCUUCAAAAGAGGUCCUUUUCGGAGUUCUCUGUACUAUAUUCUGUCCAUAGCUCGGGUGCAUCAUUAAUGUCCGACGGCUUGUUCAAAUACUCGACCGUAGGAGGGAGAAAGGUGGGGAUAAGAAGGAACACGAGCCAGGUAGACCGUCCGACCAGACACUAGUCCCGCACAUUACUCUAAUCUUAUCAAUCAUAUCAAG
Hyaloscypha bicolor E is the source of this 606-nucleotide messenger RNA. RefSeq lists its product as uncharacterized. Lineage: Eukaryota; Fungi; Ascomycota; Leotiomycetes; Helotiales; Hyaloscyphaceae. The coding region runs from base 249 to 569 and encodes 106 amino acids. The transcript has a single exon. The record is from RefSeq and is a predicted model, not a curated record.